Molecule: messenger RNA, 1767 nt
Organism: Lolium perenne
Lineage: Eukaryota; Viridiplantae; Streptophyta; Magnoliopsida; Poales; Poaceae
Source: RefSeq, a predicted model, not a curated record
AUGGACGCGCACUGGGACGGGUACGACUAUUUGGUCGCCCUCUCCGCUCGAGUCCAACACAUGCGUUCAGUGGACCGCACCCUUGUCGAUCUUCCGGAUGCUGCCAUCCAAAUCUUCAAGGUGCUGUGGCCUGAAGAAGCCAUGCCAGCCAACAUCACCCUCACCGCCAACCGGCUGAAGGAGGCAGGACGCCGGAUUCGUGAGUGGCAGUGCUCCGCGGCUCGUGCUGGAGCUGACACCGCGCUGCGCUCCGCGUGCUCCUGGUAUCCGGACUUGGACUUGGACGCGCUCCAAGGCCUUUUCGACCGCCAAGGCAUCGAGGACGCCGAUCUGGCGGAGAAGGGGGAGCACAACCCGCCGCCCUCGUCGGAGCAUGAGCAGGAGCGGGAGGAGCCGGCGGAGUCCGGUACGGGGCCGAUCCCUGCGGUGCCCCUACGCAUGAGGCCGCCUGCCGCCUCAGCGACUUCUGCGCCCAAGGGGAAGAAGCGAGCCGGCGGCGGGUCCACGGCCAAGCUGGAGGCUAAGGCUAAGAAGCAGCGCCGGCUGGGGCCCAAGAAGGUUCCAGAGGCAGCCGGGGCUGCCAUCAAGUUCACCCAGGGCGGCGGCUCUCGGCCGCCUCCCCGUGUUGAGCCAACGCUCCUGCGGCAAAGGAGGGAGUCAACCCCACAGUCUUCGACGCUUCCGCGCGCGCCGCCUGUCGUUGUCGUGCCGCCCGCGGCUACGCCGCCUUCCGCGGGGGCGUGUUCUUCAGCUGCACCUCCUUCUGCGGCGCCUGGCCGCGGCGCCCAGGGUGAGUCGGUCCGCCGGCCUACUCUGGAUGAGUUGUUUCCGCGCCGCGCUCCACUGUUGGGGCCUGCGGCCGGGGCUGGCAAGGGUGCACCGCCGCCGACCGGAGCUGGAGCCGGCGGAGCUGCGCCGCCCGAGACUGGAGCUGGAGCCGGCGAGGCUGCGCCGCCUGAAGCUGGAGCCGGCGGGGCUGCGCCGCCUGAGGGAACGCAUCCGACGCCGGAGAAGGCGGCCCCCACCGGACCAACUGCUUCUACUGCGCCGCCUCCGACUUCGGAGCCGUCGAGGGAGGAGCCGGCCGGGAAGGAGCCGGCAAGGGAGGAGCCAGCGCGCUCGAGGGACGCCGGCUCCCGGGUGUUGGUGAGGAAGGAGGGCCCGUCGGACCCAUCUGAAGGCCUCCAUGCGGAUGCCUGCGAGGUGACCAACCGGGAGGGGCGUCCGGGCGUGGCGCCCAUGAAGAUGUUCUUCUCCGGCUACCGUGCCAGCCUUAAGGCCAAGGCCGCCGAGACCAUUGCCCAGCUGGCAACGCUGGAGGAUGCUGACAAGGUGGUUGCGGAGCGGCGCACCGUCUUGUACAACCAAGUUGUGACCAGCUAUCACAAGGCCAAAAUUGAGCGGGCCGGCUUGGCUCGCGAGCUGGAGGUUGCCAAGGCUGAGGCUGCCCGGGUCCCACAGCUGGAGUCGGACCUUCAGGCCGCCCGCGCCCAAUGCGCCGAGAGCGAGGAGCUGGCGCGGCUGCGCCGACUUGAGGAUAACCACCUCAAGGAGCUGGCCGCCCUCAAAAAGGAUGGGGAGGAGAAGCUGGAGGGCCUGAGCAAGCGGCUGGAGGAGGUGGAACGGCAGCGGCUUGCGCUUCGCCAAGAGGUGACCGCUAAGUCUGAUGAGCUGUCGGCCACCGCCAAGCGGUGGGUAGAUGAAAUUAGCGCGCUCGACCGCGGCUUGGUUUCUGACGUGCUUCUUCUUUGCAGCGGCCUUCCCUGA